Molecule: messenger RNA, 759 nt
Organism: Gloeophyllum trabeum ATCC 11539
Lineage: Eukaryota; Fungi; Basidiomycota; Agaricomycetes; Gloeophyllales; Gloeophyllaceae
Exons: 4
Coding region: 1-759 (252 amino acids)
Source: RefSeq, a predicted model, not a curated record
AUGUCUGCGAUCGGCUUGUCGACCAUAACAUCGGAUCCUGAAGUAGCCAUGUUUCACAGCGCUGAGCCGCUGCACACUCAUCGUCAUUGCAAAAGCUGUGGGCAGAUGCGCCGCUGCAUAGGCGGAGACUUCAAGCGAUGCGGUGGAUGUCAUAUGGCCACUUACUGCUCGAAGGAAUGUCAAGUCCACCACUGGAAAACUCACAAGGACACCGAGUACCACCACACCUCGCUCAUUAACGCCGCCCUCGCUGCAUACCUGCACAAGGGCGGUGGACAAGGGUUCUCAGGUCUCGACAAGGACCGCGUGAUGUGGCUCAAGCUGGAGUACCUCUCUGACCCGGCGCUCCCCUUCCAGAAAAAAUUCAAGCCGCGUGGGACGCAGCUCGUGCACAGGGACGAGAGCUGUGAUCCUUUCCUCAAGACGAUAUUUGCAGCGCGACCGCCCGCGGUGGAUAUAGGCAAGGUCGAUCUAGAGUACAUCCCGGACACGUCCCUCCCCUACCAGAAGAAGUUCAAGCCUCGCGGGUCGCAGCUCAUGCACAAGGACGACCCAAAGGAGUCCGUCAUACUCCCCUCCAUCUUCUCCGCGCGCGAGACAGUCGUAGAUAUUGGCAAGGUCGAGUACGGGACGCAGUACGCGGCUACCGGGGCAUAUCUCCUCUGUGUCGAUUUCACGCCUUGCGGCAACACCAAAUGUGCCGUUUUGGAAGCACUUCACUGUCGACAAAAGGCACGCGAGGACGCGCCCUGUGACUGA